AUGGCGAGGCAGCGCGCGCCUCUCUGCGUUGGGGGCGCCCCCUCGGGCCGCUCCCGGGGUCCCGCGUCGCUGCUGCUGGUCGGCCUAACCUUGCUGGGUUCGGCUUGGGCCACGGAGCCUGGGGGCUUCAGCCUUCACCCACCCUACUUCAACCUGGCCGAGAGCUCCCGCAUCUCGGCGUCCGCGACCUGCGGCGAGGAGGACCCCGCACGCGGCGCUCCGCGCCCCACGGAAGACCUCUACUGCAAACUGGUGGGAGGUCCAGUGGCCGGCGGGGACCCCAACCAAACCAUCCAGGGCCAGUACUGUGACAUCUGUUCAGCCGCCAACAGCAACAAAGCCCACCCUGUGAGUAACGCUGUUGACGGUACGGAACGCUGGUGGCAGAGCCCCCCAUUGUCCCGUGGCCUGGGCUACAACGAGGUCAACAUCACUCUGGAUCUGGGCCAGGUCUUCCACGUGGCUUAUGUGCUCAUCAAAUUCGCUAACUCCCCUCGGCCGGACCUCUGGGUAUUGGAACGAUCCACGGACUUCGGCCAGACCUACCAGCCAUGGCAGUACUUUGCCUCCUCCAAGAGGGACUGCCUGGAGCGGUUCGGGCCGCGGACAUUGGAACGUAUUACACAAGACAACGACGUCAUCUGUACCACUGAGUACUCGCGAAUCGUGCCCCUGGAGAAUGGCGAGAUUGUGGUAUCUCUGGUCAAUGGACGUCCGGGCGCCAUGAACUUCUCCUAUUCCCCGCUGCUCCGCAACUUCACCAAGGCCACCAACAUUCGUCUGCGCUUCCUGCGGACCAACACACUGCUGGGCCACCUCAUGGGCAAGGCCCUGCGGGACCCCACGGUCACCAGGCGGUACUAUUACAGCAUCAAAGAUAUAAGUAUCGGCGGCCGCUGCGUCUGCCAUGGCCACGCAGAUGCCUGUGACGCUAAAGACCCCAUGGACCCAUACCGGCUGCAGUGUGCCUGCCAGCACAACACAUGUGGGAGCUCCUGUGAUCACUGCUGCCCCGGCUUCCACCAGCAGCCAUGGCGGCCAGCCACCACCGACAGUGCCAACGCGUGUCAGUCCUGUAACUGCCAUGGCCACACCUACAACUGCUACUACGACCCCGAGGUGGACCGGAGGAACGCCAGCCAGAACCAGGACCUCAUCUAUCAGGGUGGGGGUGUCUGUAUUGACUGCCAGCACCACACUACCGGCAUCAACUGUGAGCGCUGCCUGCCCGGCUUUUUCCGCUCCCCAGACCACCCUCUGGACUCGCCCCACGCCUGUAGCCGCUGCAACUGCGAGUCCGACUUCACCGAUGGCACAUGUGAGGACCUGACCGGCCGCUGCUACUGCCGACCCAACUUCACAGGGGAGCACUGCGACGCAUGCGCAGAGGGUUUCACCAACUUUCCACACUGCUACCCUGUGUCUUCGUACCCCCACAAUGACACUGGAGCACAGGUGCUGCCAGCUGGACAGAUCAUCAACUGUGACUGCAGUGCUGCGGGGACCCAGGACAAUGCCUGCCGAAAGGACCCACAGGUGGGGCGCUGCGUGUGCAAACCCAACUUCCAGGGCGCCCACUGUGAACUCUGUGCCCCUGGAUUCUACGGCCCCGGCUGCCAGCCAUGCCAAUGCUCCAGCCCCGGGGUAGCCAACAGCGACUGUGACCAAGACUCGGGCCAGUGUGUGUGCCGGGUGGGCUUCGAGGGCACAGCGUGCGACCGGUGUGUUCCUGGAUACUUUCACUUCCCUCUCUGCCAACUGUGUGGCUGCAGCCCUGCGGGGACCCUGCCUGGAGGCUGCGAUGAAAUAGGUCACUGCCACUGUCGGCCCGAGUUUGACGGUCCCCACUGUGACCAGUGCCGAGCUGGCUACCAUGGCUACCCAGAUUGCCAGGCCUGUGCCUGCGACCCUCAGGGCGCCCUGGACCAGCUGUGUGGGGCACGCGGGGUGUGCCACUGCCGCCCUGGCUACUCGGGUCCCUUCUGCCAGACCUGCAGUCCAGGCUUCCACGGCUUCCCGGACUGCGUCCCCUGCCAUUGCUCUGCCGAUGGCUCCCUGCAUGCGGCCUGUGACCCCCGGAGUGGACAGUGCAGCUGCCGGCCCCGCGUGACAGGGCUGCGAUGUGACAUGUGUGUGCCCGGUGCCUAUGACUUCCCCCACUGCGAAGCUGGCUCCUGCCACCCCGCCGGCCUGGCCCCAGCCCACCCCACCCUGCCUGAGGCACAGGAGCUCUGCGUGUGCCGGGCUCAUGUGGAGGGGCCAAGCUGUGAUCGCUGCAAAUCCGGGUUCUGGGGGCUGAACCCCAGCAACCCUGAGGGCUGUACCCGCUGCAACUGUGACCCCCGAGGCACACUGGGAGGUGUUACUGAGUGUCAUCAGGGCAGUGGCCAUUGCUUCUGCAGACCCCACGUGUGUGGGCAGACCUGCACUGCCUGCAGGGACGGCUUCUUCGGGCUGGACCAAGCCAGUUACUUCGGCUGCCUCAGCUGCCGCUGUGAUGUUGGCGGCGCCCUGGGCCAGGGCUGCGAGCCUCGGACGGGCGCCUGCCUCUGCCGCCCCAACACUCAGGGCUCCACCUGCAACAAGCCAGCUCCGGACCACUACCUGCCCGACUUACAUCACCUGCGCCUGGAAUUGGAGGAGGCGACCACACCCCAGGGCCAUGCGGUCCGCUUUGGCUUCAACCCUCUGGAGUUCGAGAACUUCAGCUGGAGGGGCUAUGCACAGAUGUUGCCCAUCCAGCCCAAGAUCGUGGCCCGGCUGAAUGUGACCUCCCCAGACCUCUUCUGGCUCAUCUUCCGUUACGUCAACAGGGGCCCCACCAAUGUGGUUGGACAUGUCUCUGUUCGGGAAGAGGGCAAGUUUGAGACCUGUGCCAACUGUACGAUGCAGGGUCAGCAAGUGUCCUUCCCGCCCAGCACGGAGCCCACCUUCAUCACGGUACCCCAGAGGGGCUUUGGGGAGCCCUUUGUGAUGAACCCUGGCACCUGGGCUCUGCUCGUGGAAGCUGAAGGCGUGCUCCUGGACUAUGUGGUGCUGCUACCAAGCGCCUACUACGAGGCAGCCCUCCUGCAGCUGCGAGUGACCGAGCCCUGCACCUACCGCCCCAUCACCCAGCACUCCUCGGACAACUGCCUCCUCUAUGCCCACCUCCCCCUGGAUGGCUUUCCCUCGGCUGCUGGACCCGAAGCACUAUGUCGUCAUGACAACAGUCUGCCCCGGCCCUGCCCCAUGGAGCAGCUCAGCCCCUCCCACCCGCCACUGGCCGCCUGCCUGGGGAGUGAUGUGGAUGUGCAGCUUCAAGUGGCAGUGCCCAGGCCAGGCUUCUACGUGCUGUUAGUGGAAUAUGCCAAUGAGGACACUCGACAGGAGGUGGGGGUGACUGUGCACAGCCCCCAGCGGGCCCCUCAGCAGGGCAAACUCACUUUCUACCCCUGCUUGUACAGUACCCUGUGCCGGGGCACUGCCACGGAUACACAGCAACACCUGGCUGUUUUCCACGUAGACACGGAGGCCAGCGUCCGGCUCACGGCUGAGCAGGCACGCUUCUUCCUGCAUGGUAUCACCCUGGUUCCUGCUGAAGAACCCACCAUGGAGUUUGUGGAGCCCCAAGUCCACUGCAUCAGCCGGCAUGGCACCUUUGGUCCAAGCAGUGCUGCCUGCCUGCCCUCCCGCUUCCCGAAGCCGCCCCAGCCCAUCCUGUUACGGGACUGCCUGGUACUGCCUCUGCUGCCCAGCCUUCCACUCACCCACUCCCAGGAGCUCACACCGGCUGCACCCCCAGCUGGGCCCCAGCCUCGGCCUCCCACUGCCGUGGACCCCGACGCCGAGCCCACCCUGCUACGCCACCCUCAGGGUACUGUGGUCUUCACCACUCAGGUGCCCACUCUGGGCCGAUACACCUUCCUGCUACAUGGCUACCAGCCAGCGCACCCCACCUUCCCUGUGGAGGUGCUCAUCAAUGGGGGGCGCAUCUGGCACGGCCAGGCCAAUGCUAGCUUCUGCCCACAUGGUUAUGGGUGCCGCAUCCUGGUAGUGUGUGAGGGCCAGACGGUGCUGGAUGUGACUGACAGCGAGCUGACCGUUACCGUGCGUGUGCCCAAAGACCGAUGGUUCUGGCUGGAUUAUGUGAUGGUGGUUCCUGAGGAUACAUACACCUCCAGCUACCUGAAGGAGGAGUCGCUGGACAAAUCAUAUGACUUUAUCAGCCACUGUGCAGCCCAGGGCUACCAUAUCAGUCCUAGCUCAUCCCCGUUCUGCCGCGAUGCCGCCAUCUCUCUCUCUCUCUACUACAACAAUGGCGCCCUGCUGUGUGGCUGCCACGAAGUGGGUGCCACAAGUCCCACGUGUGAGCCCUUUGGUGGGCAGUGUCCGUGCCGUGCCCACGUCAUUGGCCGGGACUGCUCCCGCUGUGCCACCGGCUACUGGGGGUUCCCCCACUGUAGGCCCUGCGACUGUGGCACUCGUCUCUGCGAUGAGGUAACUGGUCUUUGCAUCUGCCCACCACGUACCCUGCCGCCAGACUGUGUGGUCUGCCAGCCCCGCACCUUUGGAUGCCACCCCCUGGUUGGUUGCGAGGAAUGCAACUGCUCAGGGCCAGGGGUCCAGGAGCUCACGGAGCCCAGCUGCCACGUGGACAGCGGCCAAUGCAGGUGUAGACCUAAUGUGGCCGGGCGCCGCUGUGACACGUGUGCCCCUGGCUUCUACGGCUACCCCAGCUGCCGCCCCUGUGACUGUCACGAGGCGGGCACUGUGCCUGGCAUGUGUGACACACUCAGUGGCCAGUGCUUCUGCAAGGAAAACGUGGACGGCCCGAAGUGCGACCAGUGCCGUCUGGGCACCUUCUCGCUGGACGCUGCCAACCCCAAAGGCUGCACACGCUGUUUCUGCUUCGGGGCCACUGAACGCUGUGAAAGCUCACCACAUGCCCGCAAGGAGUUCGUGGACAUGAAUGGUUGGACGCUGCUAAGCGGAGACCGGCAGGUGGUGCCCCACGAGCACAGGGUGGAGGCAGAGCUGCUGUAUGCCGACCUGCGCCGUGCCCCGGAGACCCAGUCUGAGCUGUACUGGCAAGCUCCGUCUUCUUACUUGGGGGACCGCGUAUCAUCGUAUGGCGGAAAGCUCCGCUACGAGCUGCACUCGGAGACCCAGCGAGGAGACAUCUUCAUCCCCACAGAGAGCCGCCCAGACGUGGUGCUGCAGGGCAACCAGAUGAGCAUCACCUUCCUAGAGCCGGCAUACCCGCCACCCGGCCGCCGUCACCUUGGCCAGCUGCAGCUGGUGGAGGGAAACUUCCGGCAUACAGAGACCCACAACACUGUGUCCCGGGAGGAACUGAUGAUGGUGUUGGCUGGCCUGGAGCAACUGCAGAUCCGAGCUCUCUUCUCCCAGAUCUCCUCAGCCGUCUCCCUGCGCCGAGUGGUGCUGGAGGUUGCUGAUGUGGGGGGCUGGGGGCCUCCAGCCAGCAGUGUGGAGGUGUGCUUGUGCCCUGCCAACUACCGUGGGAACUCAUGCCAGGAAUGUGCCCCCGGCUACUACCGUGACACCAAGGGCCUCUUUCUGGGCCGCUGUGUUCCUUGCCAGUGCCAUGGUCACUCAGACCGCUGCCUUCCCGGCUCGGGCAUCUGUGUGGGUUGCCAGCACAACACGGAAGGAGACCACUGUGAACGUUGCCGUCCAGGCUUUGUGAGCAGUGACCCUGAGGGGCCUGCAGCCCCCUGCACCAGCUGCCCCUGCCCCCUCGCUGUGCCCUCGAACAACUUUGCUGUGGGCUGUGUCCUGCGUGGUGGUCACACCCAGUGCCUCUGCAAACCUGGCUACGCGGGCGCCUCUUGUGAGCGGUGCGCACCUGGCUUCUUUGGGAACCCGUUGGUGCUGGGCAGUUCAUGUCAGCCCUGUGACUGCAGCGGCAAUGGUGACCCCAACAUGCUCUUCAGUGAUUGUCACCCGCUCACAGGGGCCUGUCACGGCUGUCUGCACCACACCACCGGGCCUCACUGUGAGACCUGCGCCCCCGGUUUCUAUGGGAACGCCCUGCUGCCCGACAACUGCUCCCGAUGUGACUGCUCCCCGUGUGGGACGGAGACCUGUGACCCUCACAGUGGACACUGUUUGUGCAAGCCGGGCGUGGCAGGCAGGCGCUGUGACCGCUGCCAGCAAGGACACUUUGGCUUCGAGGGUUGUGGGGGCUGCCGCCCAUGCGCCUGUGGACCAGCCGCCGAGAGCUCUGAAUGCCAUCCCCACAGUGGACAGUGCCGCUGCCGGCCGGGCACCGGGGGGCUGCAGUGCCGCGAGUGUGCCCCCAGCCACUGGGGGAUCCCUGAGCAGGGCUGCAAACGCUGCCGCUGCCAGGGGGGCUACUGUGACAUGCACACGGGCCGCUGCUCCUGCCCCCCUGGGCUCAGUGGGGAGCGCUGUGAUACAUGCAGUCACCAGCACCAAGUGCCUGUGCCCGGUGGGCCUGGGGGCCCCAGCGUCCACUGUGAAGUGUGUGACCACUGUGUGGUACUGCUCCUGGACGACAUGGAACGGGCCAGUGCACUCCUGCCCGCCAUCCGAGAGCAGCUGCGUGGCAUCAACGCCAGCUCCGCCGCCUGGGCCAGGCUGCACCGGCUGAACAUGUCCAUCGCUGACCUCCAGGACCAGCUCCGGAGCCCUGUGGGCCCUCGCCAGGAGACCUCAGUGCAGCUGGAGACACUGGAACAGCAGAGCGGGAGCCUCAUGCAGGACACACAGCGUCUGGGCGGACAGGCCGAGGGAGCCCAGCAGCAGGCCAGGCAGCUCUUAGACAGUACCGAGGCCAUGAAGGACCGGGCGCAGGCACUGCUGACCACUAUCCAGGCGGUGGCCGGAACCCUAAGAGAAAUCAUGGUCCAGACAGACCACCUGUCACCGGCAAAUGCCUCGGCCCCAUCAGGUGAACAGCUGCGCCGGACACUGGCUGAGGUGCACAGACUGCUGGGGGAGAUGCGGGCCCGGGAUCUGGGGCCCCCACGGGCAGUGGCUGUAGCGGAGCUGGACAAGGCACAGAGAUUGCUGACCCAAGUGAAAGAACAGCUGACAAGUCGCUGGGAGGCCAACCAGGCACUGGCUACACUCGCCCGAAACCAGCUGUCCCAGCACGAGGCUGGUCUCAUGGACCUGCGCGAGGCCCUGAACCGGGCAGUGGGACUCACACUCGAGGCCGAGGGGCUCAACAGCCGAAACCUGCAGCGCCUGGAGGAAGUCCUGCAUCGAAAGCAGGAGCUGUCUCGGGACAACACUACUCUGCAGAGCAUCCUACAGGCCGCCAUCGAUACCCUAGCCCGAGUCUCAGGAACCCUGCGGGGCAUAGAUGAAGCUAAGGAGGAGUAUGAACGUCUGGCCGCCAGCCUAGAUGGGGCUCAGAUGCCACUGCUCGAGAAGAUCCGGGCCUUUUCCCCAGCCAGCAGCAAGGUGGACCUGGUGGAGGCCGCUGAGGCCCACGCACAGCAGCUGGACCAGCUGGCACAAAACCUGUCCAGCAUCAUCCUCAGCGUCAACCAGGACCGCGUCAUCCAGAGAGCCAUCGAAGCCUCCAACGCCUAUGGUAGCAUCCUACAAGCCGUGCAGGCAGCUGAGGGUGCUGCUGGCAGCGCUCUGCUGGAGGCCAGUCACGCAUGGGCGACGGUGGUGCAACAGGGCUUGGCGGCCCGAGCCCGCGAGCUGCUGACCAACAGCAGUGCCCUGGAGGAGGCAAGCCGCCAUGGACAACAACGACUGGGCCCUGUGUGGAAUGCCCUGCAAGUUGCUGGGACCAGGCUCCGAGACAUCCAUGCCAGGAAGGACCAGCUGGCCGCCCAGAUCCAGGAUGUGCAGGCCAUGCUGGCCAUGGACACAGACUCCACAAGCGAGAAGAUUGCCCACUCCAAGGCUGUGGCCACCGAGGCCCAGGACACGGCCGCACGUGUCCAGUCCCGGCUUCAGGACAUGCAGAGCAACCUGGAGCGGUGGCAAGGCCAGUUUGGGGGUCUGCGGAGCGAGGACUUGGACGAAGCGGUGCGCAGCGCUGGCCACUCAGUGUCUACCCUGGAGAAGACGCUGCCACAGCUGUUAGCGAAACUGAACCUGCUGGAAGGCCGCGACAGCCACAACGCCAGCCUGGCCCUGUCCACCAGCAUCGCCCGCGUGCGCCAGCUCAUCGCCCAGGCCCGGGGUGCAGCCAACAAGGUCAAGGUGUCCAUGAAGUUCAACGGUCGCUCUGGGGUACAGCUGCGGACACCCCGAGACCUGUCUGACCUGGCUGCGUACACUGCCCUCAAGUUCUACCUGCAGAGUCCAGAGCCAGCCCCUGAACAGGCUGCUGGGGACUACUUCGUACUAUACAUGGGCAGCCGCCAGGCCACCGGAGACUUCAUGGGUGUGGCGCUUCGAGACCAGAAAGUACACUGGGUAUACCGCCUCGGGGAGGCUGGCCCCACAACCCUCAGCAUCGAUGAGGACAUUGGGGAGCAGUUUGCAGCUGUCAGCAUUGACAGGACCCUGCAGUUCGGACACAUGUCCAUCACAAUGGAGAAGCAAAUGAUUCAUGAGACCAAAGGCGAUACAGUGGCCCCAGGGGACGAGGGGCUGCUCAACUUUAAGUCUGAUGACUUCGUCUUCUAUGUGGGGGGCUACCCCAGCAACUUCACGCCCCCCUUGCCCCUCCGCUUCCCCGGCUACCGCGGCUGCAUCGAGAUGAGUACCCUGAAUGAGGAGGUCAUCAGCCUGUAUAACUUCCAGAAGACCUUCCGACUGAACACGGCUGUUGACAAGCCUUGUGCCCGUUCCAAGUCCACGGGCGACCCCUGGCUCACAGACGGCUCCUACCUGGAUGGCUCCGGCUUCGCUUUCAUCACCUUCGAGAGACAGCUGAGUCACACCAAACGCUUUGAUCAGGAGCUCCGACUGGUGUCCUACUAUGGCGUGGUCUUCUUCCUGCAACACGAGGACCAGUUCCUGUGCCUGGCUGUCCAGGAGGGCCGCCUGGUCCUUCUCUAUGACUUUGGUACAGGCCUGAAGGAAGCCACCCCCAUGCUGCCUUCCUCUCCAAUACUGACUGCAGCCAGCAAGGCAGUCCAGGUGUUCCUGCUUGGUGGGGCCCGGAAGCGGGUGUUGGUACGUGUGGAGCGGGUCACAGUGUUCAGUGUGGAGCAGGAGAACUCUCUAGAACUUGCCAACUCCUACUACCUGGGGGGCGUGCCGCCUGACCUGCUGCCCAUGAGCCUAUGGCGACUCUUCCCAUCCGGAGGAUCGAUCCGAGGCUGCAUCAAGGGCAUCAAAGCCCUGGGCAAGUACGUGGACCUCAAGAGGCUGAAUACCACAGGCAUCAGUGCGGGCUGUACAGCCAACCUUCUGAUAGAACGUGUCAUGACCUUCCAUGGUCACGGCUUCCUGCCCUUGGAGCUCCCAGAUGUGGCACCUCUCACCGGCAAUGUCUACUCCGGCUUUGGCUUCCGCAGCACCCAGGACCGUGGCCUGCUCUUCUACCGCGCCUCCCCCGACGGGCCAUGCCAGGUGUCCCUGCAGCAGGGUCACGUGACCCUCCGGCUACUAAGGACAGAGGUGAAAACCCGAGGGCGCUUUGCUGAUGGUGCCCCCCAUUAUGUCACCUUCUACAGCAACGCCACCGGGGUCUGGCUUUAUGUGGACGAUCAGCUGCAACAGACAAAGCCCCACCGAGGCCCGCCCCCUGGACUUCAGCUACAGCCCGAGGGGUCCCCAAAGCUCCUCCUAGGAGGCUUGCCUGAGUCUGGAACCUUCCAGAACUUCAGUGGUUGCAUCAGCAAUGUCUUUGUGCAGCGGCUCCUGGGACCACAGUGGGUGUUGGACCUGCAGCAGAGCCUGGGCGGUACCAACAUAAGUGCAGGCUGUGUUCCACUUCCCCAGGCCCAGAGCCUGAGGGCGGGGCCAGCAGGACUUCAGGCCUCUGUGCAGAAGGCUUCCCGCCGCAGCCGCCACUCUGCCAAGGACCCCACCUGCUCACUGUCCCAGCCCCUCAGGAGCCACAUAGGUGCCUACCAGUUAGGGGGUACCCUGUCCAGCUACCUGCAAUUUUCAGUCCCCCAAAGUACCUGGCACCAGCGGAACUGGGGCAGGUCCUUUGCGUCCAUAUGGGUACAGCCUCACACCCCCGACGGUCUCCUGCUGCUCGCUGCCCCCCUGACACCCGGCUGCCACUCCCUGGUUCUCUUGUUGGACCACGGACACUUGGUCGCAAAGACAGAAGGUCCCGGACCUCAGCUUCGUGUUCAGAGCCACCAGCAGUUGCAGAUUGGCCAGUGGCACAAGGUAUCUGUUCGCUGGGAGACGAGACACAUCCAGCUGGUGAUAGAUGGAACCUUGGCCAGGAGUCCGGAAAGACCCCGCCGAUACCAGGGCGUUCAGUACUGUCAACCCAGCUCCCUCUUUGUGGGGGGUCUCCCACCUGGCAACAACUCCCAGCUCAUGGUGAGAAGCCUACCCCCAGGCAUCCACCUGCCCAACCACAGGCCGGGAUUUAGUGGCUGUCUGAAGAGGCUGCGAUGGGAUGGGCAGACUCUGGGAGCCCCCACACGUACCACAGGGGUUAUACCCUGCUUCUCAGGCUCCCUGGAGGCGGGCCUGUUCUUUGCUGACAGUGGGGGCGUCAUCACUCUAGACCUCCCAGGGGCCCCAGGACCAGGUCUGCAGCUGGAGCUGGAGAUCCGGCCUCAGGCAGCCGUUGGCCUGGUCUUCCACUUGGGCCAAGGGCAAGUGCCCCCCUCCCUGCAGCUGCAGCUACUGGAGAAGCAGAUCCUCCUCCGAGCAGACGAUGGAGCAGGUGAAUUCUCACUAGUGGUAACACAGCCCAGGGCUCUGUGUGAUGGGCAAUGGCACCGUCUUGCAGUGACGAAGGCUGGAGCUGCCAUUCGGCUGGAGGUGGAUUCCAGAAACAACCACACUCUGGGCCCCGCACCAGCCACUGCCAGUGCCCUCACACCUCUGCACCUGGGGGGCCUGCCUGAGUCCACAUACAGCACCCCACAGCUCCCAGCUUACCACGGCUGCAUGAGGAACCUGCUGGUCAAUGGGGACCCUGUCACUGUGACCCACUUUGCUGACGUCCAGGGGGCGGUGGGGACCGGCGGCUGCCCAGUCACAUAG
Messenger RNA from Chrysochloris asiatica (Cape golden mole), 11121 nucleotides. RefSeq names its product laminin, alpha 5 (gene LAMA5). The coding region runs from base 1 to 11121 and encodes 3706 amino acids. Gene Ontology annotation, molecular function: signaling receptor binding. Gene Ontology annotation, biological process: regulation of cell migration; axon guidance; regulation of embryonic development. The transcript has 80 exons. NCBI's taxonomy places the organism in Eukaryota, Metazoa, Chordata, Mammalia, Afrosoricida, Chrysochloridae. Gene Ontology annotation, cellular component: basement membrane. The record is from RefSeq and is a predicted model, not a curated record.